This is a messenger RNA of Candida tropicalis MYA-3404, 3045 nucleotides long. RefSeq lists its product as uncharacterized. Bases 1 to 3045 code for a protein of 1014 amino acids. The transcript has a single exon. The record is from RefSeq and is a predicted model, not a curated record. NCBI's taxonomy places the organism in Eukaryota, Fungi, Ascomycota, Pichiomycetes, Serinales, Debaryomycetaceae. Gene Ontology annotation, cellular component: small-subunit processome; nucleolus; 90S preribosome.
AUGCUCUUCACAAGUUACCAAACAAAAAAAGAAAAAAUUAUGAAAAUUUUUAAUCUAACUAUAGAUCAAGAAGCUGUCACUAUAUCUCCACACUUACCGAUUCAUACCAUGCUGAAACCUAGAACUAAGACUACGGAAUCUAGUAGGAGACAUGCUUUUUCAUCAUUCCGUGAAAGAGUCGACUCAAUAAGAAUCGAACCAAGUAAAAAAUUAACGAAAAGAGUUUAUGAUUAUAUCGAUACAGAAGAUCAAACCGAUUCAUAUUUCUUAACUACAUUAGAACAUUGGAAAGAAACAAACUUAUCAGGAGUCUUCACUGAGUUUUUAAAUCAAGUUGAACAACAUUGUCAAUCAUUACCUCAAUUAAUAUACCAUAAAGAUUUAAUUUAUCAAGCUUUAAAUGAAGCGAUUGCUAAAAAUGAUGUUCAUUCAAUUCAACCAUUAUUAGAAUUAUUGUCCCAAUUCAUUCAUGAUUUAGGAUCGGAUUUCUUGCCUUACUAUACUCAAACUUUAAAAUUGUUAACUGAAUUAGUAAUGGAAGUCAAUCCAAAUGAUUAUCAAAAUAAUAGAAACAGUUCAAAUGUUUUGGAGUGGGCUUUCAACACAUUGGCAUUUUCAUUUAAAUAUUUAUCAAGAGAUUUAAUUAAAGAUUUAAAACCUACAUUUAUUGAAUUAUUACCUUUCUUGAAAUUAACUAAGAAAACUUAUAUUUCAAGAUUUUGUGCAGAAGCAUUAUCAUUUUUAAUUAGAAAACUGAGUUCUGAUUCAUUAGUUGAAAUCAUAAACUUUUCCCUAUUUGAUCAAUUAGAUGAAGUAUUGAAUAAUGAUUCAUAUUGUGAAUCUUUGACUAUCUUGUACAGUGAAGCCAUGAAAAACACAAAGGGUACAUUCCAUUCAAAAUCUCAAUCCAUCUUUCUGAAGUUAAUGGAGAUUUCAUUAUACAAAAUUGACGAGAAAGCACACCCUAAGCUUAUAAGUAUAAUUUCAGAUAUAACCCUUGAAAUCCUAAACCAUGGUACUGCUGAAUCCUGUGAUAAGUUUUACGUUAUGGUCACUGAUUACUUGAAUGAGUUGUUGGAGAAGAAUACUAAUGAAUUGGAAUUAUUAACUUCAUGUCAAAUAUUAUCUACAUUAUCGUUUGCUGAAUCAGGUAAAAAAAUCAACAAUUGGGACGUUGUUCUUAAUGUAGUUGACACAUUAGUUUCUAAAUUUCCACAAGAAACUUCACAAGAAUUAAUGGAAUCAUUCUUAUAUCUUAUGGUCAUUGUAUUUAGAAAUGCUGAUAUUCAAUCCUUGACAAUUCGUCACAAGAAAUACUUGGAUGCCGCUUACAAGACUAAUGGAUUUUUGACUUUUGCUGAAGGGAGUUUAUCUGUCUGUACUGCAAAAGUCACCAAUUUUGGAAUUUACAAGUAUAUUCAAAAUUAUAUUAAUAAUUGUACCAAUGAUGAAGCGGAGUCUUUGACAUUUUUCUUAGAAACUAUCAAUACCACCACUAAAUUUGUCAUUCCAGAUUCAUUAGCAUCUGAUAUCAGUAAGAAAGUCAAUUCCGAUAUCAAAUCAGGGUCAUUUGAGUCAAUCUAUUGGAAAUUAUUAUUGUUGAGUUAUUCCAAUACAUUCAAAGAAAUUGAAUUGAAAUUAUUGAAAGAUUUAUUAUUCAAACUUCGAAGUUCAUCACUUGAUAGAGAGUUGGCAGCUAUUGUAUUGAAUAUUAUUACUCAAAAAUUAAAUGAAACUCCAGAUUCAAAAUUACAAUCAGAAAUCACUACAUUCUUGGAAACAAAUUUCAAUAAAUUUGACAAAUCAUCAAAAUUUUUAUCUUCAUUAAGAGACUAUAUUUUAGUUACUAAAUCUGGAAAUUUCUUGAACAAAGCUAUCCAGUGUUUACAUUAUCCUACUCAUGAAUUACGUACCAAUGCCAUUGAAUUGGUUAUUACAUUACAAGAAGAACCAGAACCAUCAAGCAUAUUAUCACAAAUUAGAUUAAUUGAACAAAUUCCAUUGAAUAUUAGUACUGGUAGAGAUAUUACCCUUCGUAUUAGAAAUUUAGCAAUCGAAUAUCUGAAAGAAAUUAAACCUUCUAAUAUUGAUAAACAACUUAUUGUCAACUACUUAUUUGGGUUACUUUCUAAUAGAUUUCAACCUUGUUGGACAGCGGUUUAUGAAGCAUUACCAAUUAUUGCUAGUUCUUGUAAACCUGAAAUUUGGGAAAUUGCAUACAAAUUACUUACAUUGGAUUAUAAUCAACAAUCUUCUGAUGUUAUCGAUGAAUCUUUUGGUGUUGAAAGUAGCUUGAUUGAUUGGCAACCUAGAAAUUCUAGAUUAUUGAACAAUUUUGAAACUUUUGAUAGAAACUACUUAGAACCAUUCAGAAACAUCACCAAUUCUUUAGUCAAAUUAUCAUCUAAUAAAGAUGGGAAAUUUGAAGAAAUGGUUAGAUCACAUGUUUUAGCAGCUUUGAAAACCGUUCCUUCAGUGGCUGAAUAUAAUGUUACUAAAUUGAUCCCAAUAGUUAUUAAUCAACCAACUUCUUCUGAUGAUGGAGAUACAGAUGAAUUACAAUCCUGGUCAAGAAAAGAUAGAAACGACUUGCUUGAGUUAUUCACCAAAUUCAAAAAGAUUAGUAAAGUUCCUGAAGCAGAUGAAUUGUAUGAUUAUUUGUUGAAUUUAUUAACAAGUAAAUUCCUUAAAGUUCAACAACUUGCCCUUGAUGUUUUAUUUAAUUGGAAUAACCCUUCUAUUGUCAAAUACAGAGAUAAUCUUAAGAAUCUCUUGGAUGAUACUAUUUUCAGUGAUGAAAUUUCUAAAUUCUUGACUUCAAAUUCAAUAAUUGAAGAUCAAGAUAAACCAAUCCUUAUGCCAUAUGUAAUUAGAAUUUUAUUUGGUAGAGUUCAAGGUUCGCCAAAAAUUAAUAUUAAACAUGGAAAGAAGUUUGCCGUUAUCACCGUUUUACCAAGUUUAAAAGAUUCAGAUAUUAUUUCAUUUAUUGAGUUAGGUGCAAACAAAACCGGAUACAAGGAAUUCUUUCAAAACAAUUUACCCUAA